AUGGGCAGACAGCGCCUUCUGAGCAGCUUUUUUCUGAUUGUCCUGAUUAGUUUAACAAAUGCUGGAUUUGUCAGAAAAAUCCUGCGACAUCGACGACAGACUUUGUCGCCUCCUAAAGAACCUAACAUCACCAUCCCCAGUGCUGGACACCCUGUUGUUUUCAGCCACUUAUAUAACAUCAAUGUACCUGCCAGUUCCCUGUGCUCCGUGGAUGUGGAUGCACCAGAAGGCGUUCAGAUCCAUCCCAAGGACACAGUAACAGGCCACCACAUCACUGAACACACACUUGAUGGAGAGAACCAGAUCAUCUUCACCCAUCGCAUCAACAUACCCCGACAGGCCUGUGGCUGCAAGGAAGACCUGCCUGGUCUGAAGGCUCUCAUGCGUCGAUUAGAAAUGCUUGAAGGAGAAGUUUCAACCUUGAGGGAUCAGUGCAGCAGUGAAGGGGCCUGCCGAAGUGCACAAGUUUUGGGAGAAAUGAGAACAAAACCCUACUGCAAUGGCCAUGGAAACUACAGUGCUGAAACGUGUGCUUGCAUAUGUGAGCCUGGUUGGAAGGGCACCAACUGCACUGAGCUCGAUUGUCCUGGUAGAUGCCAGGAACGAGGCCGCUGUGUUGACGGAAAAUGUGAGUGCUUGAAGAGCUUUACCGGAAAAGACUGCGAGUUCGAAAUCUGCCCUUUUGACUGUGGAGCCCAAGGCCACUGUGUGGGUGGUGUUUGUAUUUGUUCAGAUGGGUUUUAUGGAGAAGACUGCUCACAAAGUCAGUGCUUGAACAACUGCUUGGGCCGUGGUCGCUGCGAAAACAGAGACUGCGUAUGUGAUGAACCUUGGACUGGCUUGGACUGCUCUGAACUCCUCUGCCCCAAAGACUGUUAUGACCGUGGACACUGCAAGAAUGGCACAUGCUACUGUGAUGAGGGCUUUGGCGGAGAGGACUGUGGGCAGCACACCUGCCCCAACAACUGCAGGGGCAAUGGUUUCUGUGUUGAUGGUAAAUGCAUUUGCUCUGCAGGGUACAAUGGCGAAGACUGCUCUCAGCUCACCUGCCUCAACGACUGUAACAGUAGAGGCACAUGCUUCAAUGGAAUGUGCAUUUGUGACUCAGGCUAUCAAGGUGAAGACUGCAGCCAGUUGGCAUGUCUAAACAUCUGCAACAGCAGAGGUCAGUGCAUAAACGGACAGUGUUCGUGUGAUGUUGGCUUCCAGGGAGAUGACUGCUCCGAGCUUUCCUGUCCCAGGAACUGCCAGCUGAGGGGACGCUGUGUUAACGGACAAUGUGUAUGUGAUGAAGGCUUUGCCGGCGAAGACUGCAGUGUUCACAUCUGCCCCUCAAACUGCUAUGCCCGUGGGGAGUGCAUCGACGGACGCUGUGUGUGUCACGCAGGCUUUGCUGGUGAAGACUGCAGUGAUUUAAGCUGUCCCAACAACUGCCAAAGUCAAGGUCGUUGUAUCGAUGGGCAGUGUGUCUGUGAUGAAGGAUUCAGUGGAGUGGACUGUAGUCAGAAAGCUUGUCCAAAUGACUGCCUGGCACUGGGUCACUGUCAUGAGGGUAAAUGUGUCUGUCAAGAAGGCUACACUGGAGAGGAUUGCUCUGUCCUCACAUGUCCAGAGAACUGCAACAAAAGGGGGCGUUGUGUCAACGGGAGGUGCACCUGUGACAGCGGAUAUGAAGGAGAGAGCUGUGCAGAGCUGAGUUGCAUUAACAGCUGCCAAGACAGAGGUCGCUGUGUGGACGGUCAGUGCAUCUGUGAGGAGGGCUACAUUGGGGAGGACUGCUCAGAAGUGUCACCUCCAAAGGACUUAAAGAUUGGUGAGGUCAGCACAGACACUGUGGACCUAUCCUGGGACAACAAGAUGCUGGUCACAGAAUACCUUGUCACAUAUGUGCCCACCAGUCCUGGGGGUCUUUUAAUGGAAUUCAUUGUGCCUGGAGACCAAACAGCCGCCUCUGUUAAAGAGCUUGAACCUGGCAUUGAGUACCUGAUCAAUGUCUACGCUAUCCUGAGCAACAAAAAGAGCAUUCCUGUCAGUGCAAGAGUGGCUACAGAGCUUCCACAGCCAGAAGGUUUGAGAUUUAAAUCAGUGAAGGAGACCUCUGUAGAGGUUAUGUGGGACCAACUUGACAUCUCCUUUGAUGCCUGGGAGAUCCAUUUCCGAAACACGAAAGAAGAAAAUGGAAAAGUCGUCAAUACUGUUCAGUCCGCUGAAAACCAAUACUUCCAGUCUGGGCUAGGACCAGGUCAGGAGUAUGAGGUCUCCAUCAACAUCAUCAAGAACAACACCAGAGGACCCCAAACAUCCAAAACAGUCAAAACCAAAAUCGAUGGCCCCCGGCAGAUGGAGGUGAAGGAUGUCACAGACUCCUCGGUUUUGGUCAGCUGGUAUCUUCCUGUGGCCCCCUCUGACAGAGUCAGCAUGUUUUACAUGCCAAGCUCAGACCAAUCAAACCAAACCAUGGUGGAUAUUUCCCCACUUGACAAACAGUACAGCAUUGAUAGUCUGAGGCCAGAUACCAAGUACUAUGUGGCUAUCAUUUCAAGACUGGGAGAUGCCUCGAGUGACCCUGUCAACACCACAUUUACAACAGCACUGGAUGCCCCCAAGGGCCUGCAGGCUGUGGCUCAAACAGAUGAUAGCAUCACUUUAGAGUGGAUCAACAGUCAGGCUGAUGCCAAAAACUAUCGAGUGAAAUACAGCCCCAUCUCUGGCACCGCUCAUGGGGAGGAGGUGUUCCCUAGAGGGCCGGGAUACACCACACAGGGGACCAUCAUGGGGCUGAAGCCAGGGACAGAGUAUGGGAUCGGAGUGACAGCUGUAAAGAAUGAAAGAGAGAGCUUACCUGCGACAGCGAACGCAGCAACUGAUCUGGAUCCUCCCAGAGGUUUUGAAAAAGUUAAGUCCACAGAGACAUCACUCACUUUGACGUGGCAAAAACCUCAGGCUAAAGUCGGUCGGUACAGACUGGUGUACACCUCCAGAGAUGGUCAGGCCAAGGAGGUCGAGAUCCCAGUCACAGAAACUACAUAUGUCUUGUCCAGUCUGACUCCUGGAAUGAACUACACCUUUAAUUUGACUUCAGAGAGGGGACAAAGGAGAAGCAGACCCGUCUCCCUGUCUGCAUCCACAGUGGAGCAGAAGCCAGCGAUACAUAACCUCACCAUCUCUGACAUUGCUUGGAAUGGGUUCACUGCAUCCUGGAGUCCCACAGGGGGGGACUUUGACAGUUUUAUCAUUGAGGUAACAAACAUGGAGAAUUUCGCAGAGAGUCAGAACCUCACUUUAUCUGGAAACGCUUUGAGCCUAGGCAUCUCUGGCUUGAAUCCCAACACCAGCUACAUGGUUGGUCUGUAUGGGAUGCAUCAGAGCUCCUUCCUUGAGCCCCUGUACAUUGAAGCCACCACAGAGGCUGAGCCGGAGGUGGAGCAUCUCUUCGUUUCAGAUAUCACAGCUGACAGUUUCCGCCUGUCAUGGGCAGCUGAUGAAGACCUGUUUGACAGAUUUGUCAUCAAAGUAAGAGACACUAAAAGAUUAGCUCAUCCUCAGGAGUAUAAUGUCCAUGGCAACAAGAGAACAAAGGUUAUCACCGGCCUCAUGAGUGGUACUGAGUAUGACAUCGAGCUUUAUGGUGUCACAAUGGACCAGCGCUCCCAACCUAUUACAGGGCUUGCUCAAACAGGUCUAAGCGCUCCAAGAGGACUUCAUUUCUCUGAAGUGACGGACUCCACAGCCAUAGUUCACUGGUCCAGUCCACACUUUACAGUGGAUAACUACCGCAUCACCUAUGUGCCUUUUGAAGGAGGAAGCCCAUUGAUCGUGACUGCAGAUGGCAGCGUGUCUGAGACUUUGCUGGUUGAUAUGGUGCCUGGAAAGAGCUACCAAGUCACUGUGAGCGCACUGAAAGGUCUGGAGGAGAGUGAGCCCAGCACAGGCACUGUAACCACAGCUUUGGACAGCCCACAGGGUGUGACUGCAGUUAAUGUCACUGAUACGUCAGCUCUUUUGCGUUGGCAACCAUCUGUAGCCACUGUGCAUCAGUAUGUCAUCACCUAUAGCUCUGACUCAGUGUCUCCAGUGGUGGAGUAUGUGUCUGGGCACACAGUGGAGUUUGAGAUGAGUUCCCUGGUUCCAGGAUCACAUUACACAGUUGGUGUUAACGGAAUGAAAGAAGCUCAGAAGAGUGCAUCUGCUUUUACUGAAUUCAUGACAGAUGUAGAUCCUCCUCGUGACCUGGCAGCUGUUAACAUUCAAAGUGACAGUGCCACUCUGACCUGGAAACCACCUCAUGCUGCAGUCACUGGUUACAUGCUCACCUUCUCCUCAGCUGAUGGUGAAAUCAGGGAAGUAAUGCUAAGCCCAACAGCAUCCUCGUACAGCAUGUCUCAGCUGAGCGGUUCCACCGAGUAUGAUGUCCGCCUGCAGUCUGUUGCUGCGCUAAAGAGGAGUCGAUUUGUUACAACCACCUUUUCCACCAUUGGACAGCUGUUUGCACAGCCACUGGACUGUGCUCAGAUUUACCUGAAUGGAGAGACGACCUCCGGUCUUUACACCAUCUUUAUUGGAGGAGAGGAAAGACAGCCUGUUCAGGUUUACUGCGACAUGACAACAGACGGCGGAGGAUGGACAGUUUUUCUCAGACGUCAGAAUGGAAAGGUGGAAUUCUUUAGAAACUGGAAAAACUACACAGCUGGCUUCGGUAACAUGAACGAUGAGUUCUGGCUGGGUCUUUCCAACCUCUACAAAAUGACAUCAUUGGGAUUUUAUGAGCUGAGAGUGGACCUAAAAGACAAGGAGGAGUCAGCCUAUGCUUUGUAUGACAAAUUUACCCUUGGAGAGCCAAGAACACGCUAUAAACUCUACUUAGGAGUGUAUAGUGGAACUGCAGGUGACUCCAUGACGUACCACCAUGGUCGGCCCUUCUCCACCUAUGAUAACGACAAUGAUAUUGCUGUGACAAACUGUGCCUUGUCCUACAAAGGAGCCUUUUGGUAUAAAAACUGCCAUCGAGUCAACCUCAUGGGGAAAUAUGGUGACAACAGCCACAGUAAGGGAAUUAACUGGUUCCACUGGAAAGGCCACGAACACUCAAUUGAUUUUGCAGAAAUGAAGAUUAGGCCAUCUAACUUCAAAAACUUUGAGAGCCGAAAACAGCAAUCGUAG
Molecule: messenger RNA, 5160 nt
Organism: Nematolebias whitei (Rio pearlfish)
Lineage: Eukaryota; Metazoa; Chordata; Actinopteri; Cyprinodontiformes; Rivulidae
Product: tenascin
Exons: 22
Coding region: 1-5160 (1719 amino acids)
Molecular function (GO): protein binding
Source: RefSeq, a predicted model, not a curated record